AUGGAGCCGACAGGACGCGGAGGCGCGCGUCAAAGAAGCAACAGUGGUCCCGUCUGGUCUCUUCAGGGCGGGCUGCUGGGCUGGGCGACCGCGGCCGCUGCAUGCGUUCACUCUCUGAUGACCACGAGGUCGCUGUCCGAAUGGAGUCACGGCGUCGAGUCUCUCUUGAUUUUCUGGAUCUUCCUGGUCCUCACCAGCUACGUCGCUAUGGAAGUUUCGAUGCGACUCUUCGUCGGCAAGCUCAGAGUCUUUGAACGCAACCGGGCGAAAGAAAAACUACUCGAAAAGGCAGUAAGGAAACUCUCUCCCGAUGCCACUCCUCCGAGCCGCAGGCACAUUCAGAAACGAAGGCACCCAGAUACGCACACCCAGGGUGCAUCUACGGAUGUAAAUAUAUGUUUACACGUAUAUAUAUAUAUAUAUAUAUAUAUAUAUGUUUAUGUUUAUGGACAUGAACAAAUAUAUAUGUGUGCAUAA
Molecule: messenger RNA, 477 nt
Organism: Neospora caninum
Lineage: Eukaryota; Apicomplexa; Conoidasida; Eucoccidiorida; Sarcocystidae
Product: Zinc finger (C3HC4 type, RING finger) protein,related
Exons: 2
Coding region: 1-477 (158 amino acids)
Source: RefSeq, a predicted model, not a curated record